AUGCAGGCGGAGGAGGUCUCAGAGGAGACGGACCCUAUGGUGGACAUUCUGGUCCCUGAAGGCCCUUCGAGUGUGGCUUUGCCCCUCAUUAAAACUAUCCAGAACACCACUAAAGUGCUAUGGCAAACACUCACCUCUCUUCCCCCUCUCCCCCCCGUGAAAGGGGUAGAGCAGAAAUAUUUUGUGCCAUCCAGGGGGUAUGAGAACCUGUUUACCCAUCCUCAACUGGGUGUUCUGGUGGUGGAGGCGGCCAACCAGAAAGAGAGACAGGAACAGUCGGGACCGAUUCCUAAGUCUAAAGAGGUGAAGAAGCUGGAUCUCUUCGGUCAGAAGACUUGUCUCCAUUUACAUGGUAUCUUUCCUUAUCUCUACGUGCCAUACGAUGGUUAUGGGAAGCAGUCAGAACACUAUCUUCGUCAGGUGGCAUUCAGCAUUGACCGAGCACUCAAUGUGGCUUUAGGCAAUCCAUCUUCUACUGUUCAACAUGUGUUCAAAGUGUCAUUAGUAUCUGGAAUGCCUUUUUAUGGUUAUCAUGAAAAGGAGAGAGAGUUUAUGAAGAUCUAUCUUUACAAUCCUUCAAUGGUGAAAAGAGUAUGUGAGCUUUUACAAGGUGGAGCCAUAAUGAAUAAAUUUUACCAGCCUCAUGAAGCCCAUAUUCCCUACCUCCUGCAACUGUUUAUAGACUACAACCUGUAUGGAAUGAAUUUAAUAAACCUGGCUGCUGUCAAAUUCAGAAAGGCAAAGAGAAGAAGUGAUACUUUAGGUGGAAUUGGAUGUUACAAAGAUCAUUUACCAGAAAAUUCCAUUACUGGAACUUUUUUUCGAUGGGAAGAGGAUGAAAUACCAAGGUCAGCAUGUCUAAACAACUUUUUUUAAAAUAAUAAUACACUAAUAUGUAAAGAAGACAGAAACUUAUGGGCAGUUAAAUGUAUUCACCCUGAAUGACCUCUGAAUUCCAGUGUUUAAUUUUAAUUAUCCCAGUAUGCCAUUUUUCUUUGUGCAAAGAAUGCAAAAAUUAGUCACGACAUAGGUAAUAAUUUUGUGUUACUUUAGUUUUGUAUGACGAGGACUCAUUUAACCAUCAUCUCUUUUUCAGGAUUUUGUUACUUGGUUGUAAAAACUCACUGUAGUAUAAAACUUGAAAUACAAAUGUAAAAUUCAGAUGUCAGUUAUUUUUUAA
Messenger RNA from Terrapene triunguis (Three-toed box turtle), 1180 nucleotides. Its product is annotated as DNA polymerase zeta catalytic subunit-like. The record is from RefSeq and is a predicted model, not a curated record. The transcript has 5 exons. Gene Ontology annotation, biological process: error-prone translesion synthesis; double-strand break repair via homologous recombination. Gene Ontology annotation, cellular component: nucleus; zeta DNA polymerase complex. Gene Ontology annotation, molecular function: DNA-directed DNA polymerase activity. The coding region runs from base 1 to 876 and encodes 291 amino acids. Lineage: Eukaryota; Metazoa; Chordata; Testudines; Emydidae.